This is a messenger RNA of Verticillium dahliae VdLs.17, 1275 nucleotides long. RefSeq lists its product as uncharacterized. NCBI's taxonomy places the organism in Eukaryota, Fungi, Ascomycota, Sordariomycetes, Glomerellales, Plectosphaerellaceae. The record is from RefSeq and is a predicted model, not a curated record. Bases 1 to 1275 code for a protein of 424 amino acids. The transcript has 4 exons.
AUGUUGCGCCACCGCGGUCAAGACAUCCAGCGUCUGCGCCUCCGCCAGCACCUCGGCUCUCCCAAGACAGCUCGCAACCACAGACAUGCCCUGCGCAACCCUACUCGUCCCAAGGUGUUCCCCUACCGGAUCGCCUUCUCCCUGCCGUCCUCGGGCAUCGUCAUGCGCGACGGGGAUUCCGCGCCCGGCGAGCUCGACCUCGAGGCCUCGCUUCACAAGUUCCACAUCGACACGGCCGGCGCACCGCCCGCCAUGACGCGCGACGACGAGAGGGCGUUCCACGCCGAGGUGUGCGGCCUCCUGGAUGCCAUGGAGGAAGGCACGCGGCCGUCUGCCGCGCAUCGCCUGCUCAUCUGCUUCGCGCCCGACUACGCGACGCCCUUUUUCCUCUGGGUCAAGACGCACUUUGACGCGACACACGGCAACCUGUCGUUCCUCUUUGACGGCGACAGCCUCGUCACGGCGUGGGCCGAGGGGCACGGCCUCGCGACCCGCACGUGGAUGGUGCCGCUCGCCGCGCAGCGCUUCAUCUUCCCGCACCCGCUGGGCCACGGCGUCGGGCUCGUCGGCGCCGCGCCACCCCACGACGACGCCGCACCGCGCGACGUCAACUGGGCGGUGCAGUCGCUGGGCAAGCCGGGCCACGUGACGCCCGUGUUCGGCCCCGUGCUCGCCUUUGCCUACGCCACCGACGACCACGGCAGCUUCGUCGCCGUCGCCGACGCCUCGCUGCGCGACCUCACGCACGCCAUCGACGCCCUCCUCCAGGCCCCCUGCCACGCCGCCCCGCCGGCCCCCGACCGCGCCCGCCACCGCCACCAGCCGGCCCUCAAGUUCGCCGACCCGGCGUCGCCGUGGCACCGAGCGCUUGGCGCGCCGCCCGUCGAGAUGGCGACGCUGCCGUGCUGGAAGAGGGGGUUUCCGCUCACCGUGCCCUUUAGCCUCGGCCUGCGCUGGAUCGUGCACCCGGCCGUCGUGCCGCGCGGUCUGCGCGCCUCGACCGUCUGGGGGCCCGACGCGCUGUCGAAGCUGUUUGGGAGCGUCGUCAUCGUGCGCCAGGGCCAGGGCCAGGGCCAGAGCCAGGGCCAGGGUCGUCGCGGCGGUGGUGGCGCUUUGCGGGGCGAGAUGGUCUUCCAGCGGCUGCUGUUCUGGCACGGGUUUUCCGUGACCAAGACCGGCUUGCGCGCGGUGCCACGGAGGGUGGGUUUCGGGGCUGGUGGGAGGAUUGGAAGGAUGGGCUUGUCGCGCAGGGGAGAGAGGUGGCGGCCCUGGUGA